This is a messenger RNA of Rotaria sp. Silwood2, 801 nucleotides long. NCBI's taxonomy places the organism in Eukaryota, Metazoa, Rotifera, Eurotatoria, Philodinida, Philodinidae. The record is from the annotation of a GenBank genome assembly.
AUGCCAUUACAAUCGCCAUUUGAGUGUCCUCAUUCAUUAUCACAAACAUGUUUAAAAUCAUAUGAUGCAAGUACUCUUCGUAAAACUCUUUACCAUUCUUCAAUGGUACAUAAUACUGCUCCAGCUACACUUAAUUUUUGGGUUCAAAAUAAAACUGGUUUUGAAAUAGGUGGUCCCUCUCAUCAUACUUGGGGUACUUUUGGUGUAUAUGAUAUUGCAACAAAAGUGGAUGUUACAAACUUUGCUGCUAAUACUCUUUGGGAAUCUGGACUAACUGAUGAUUCACCGUUUAUAUGGAACAAACAACCAAAAGGCAAACAAUACAUACGAGAUGCAGUAGAUUUAAAGGGCAUACCUGAUGAGUAUUAUGAUUUUGUUUUGGCUUCUCAUGUUCUAGAACAUAUUGCUAAUCCUUUUAAAGGAUUAUUAGAAUGGAUACGAAUUACACGAUCUCAUGGUGUAUUACUUCUUUUACUACCUUUCAAAGAACAUACAUUUGAUCAUAAACGUGAUAUUGAUCGACUAGAACAUUUAAUUAAUGAUUAUCAUAAUCAAACGAGCGAAGCUGAUCUUUCACAUUUAAAUGAAAUAGUUCGUUUACAUGAUCUGGCAAUGGAUCCACCUGCAGGCAACAUUAACACUUUUAGAGAACGAUCAGAAAAAAAUUUUCAGAAUCGUGGUUUACAUCAACAUGUCUAUGAUCAGGAACUACUUUACUAUAUAUUUAUUUGUCUAAAUUUAGAUGUUAAAGCUCAAUUUACAUGGAAUAUUCACCAGCUAAUAAUUGGUCAAAAGCGAUAA